Molecule: messenger RNA, 6505 nt
Organism: Oncorhynchus masou masou (cherry salmon)
Lineage: Eukaryota; Metazoa; Chordata; Actinopteri; Salmoniformes; Salmonidae
Product: trace amine-associated receptor 13c-like
Exons: 1
Coding region: 5246-6199 (317 amino acids)
Biological process (GO): G protein-coupled receptor signaling pathway
Cellular component (GO): membrane
Molecular function (GO): trace-amine receptor activity
Source: RefSeq, a predicted model, not a curated record
AGUUUCACGCGAAUGCUGCCAUCAAUCCACGGUUUCUGGUUAGGGAAUGUUUUAAUCGUUGCUAUGUGAACGACAUCUUCAACGCACGUUCUAAUGAUCUCGCACACCGAAUCAGUGUAUUCGUCAAUGUUGUUGCCUGAUGCAAUACGAAACAUGUCCCAGUCCACGUGAUGGAAGCAGUCUUGGAGUGUGGAAUCAGAUUGGUCGGAUCAGCGUUGGACAGACCUCAGCGUGGGAGCUUCUUGUUUCAGUUUCUGUCUGUAGGCAGGGAUCAGCAAAAUGGAGUCGUGGUCAGCUUUUCCGAAAGGGGGGCGGGGCAGGGCCUUAUAUGCGUCGCGGAAGUUAGAAUAAAAGUGAUCCAAGGUUUUGCCAGCCCUGGUUGCGCAAUCGAUAUGCUGAUACAUUUUAGGGAGUCUUGUUUUCAGAUUAGCCUUGUUAAAAUCCCCAGCUACAAUGAAUGCAGCCUCAGGAUGUAUGGAUUCCAGUUUGCAAAGAGUCAAAUAAAGUUUGUUCAGAGCCAUCGAUGUGUCUGCUUGGGGGGGAAUAUAUACGGCUGUGAUUAUAAUCGAAGAGAAUUCCCUUGGUAGAUAAUGCAGUCUGCAUUUGAUUGUGAGGAAUUCUAAAUCAGGUGAACAGAAGGAUUUGAGUUCCUGUAUGUUUCUGUGAUCACACCACGUCUUGUUAACCAUAAGGCAUACGCCCCGCCCCUCUUCUUACCAGAAAUGUGUUUGUUUCUGUCGGCGCGAUGCGUGGAGAAUCCCGCUGGCUGCACCGCCACCGAGAGCGUCUCUCCAGUGAGCCAUGUUUCCGUGAAGCAAAGAACGUUAGUCUCUGAUGUCCCUCUGGAAUGCUACCCUUGCUCGGAUUUCAUCAACCUUGUUGUCAAGAGACUGGACAUUGGCGAGAAGAAUGCUAGGAAGUGGGGCACGAUGUGCCCGUCUACGUAGUCUGACCAGAAGACCGCCUCGUUUCCCUCUUUUACAAAGUCGUUUUUUUGGGUCGCCGGCUGGGAUCCAUUCCGUUGUCCUGGUUGAAAGGCAGAACACAGGAUCCGCUUCGCGAUAGUCAUAUUCUUGGUCGUACUGAUGGUGAGUUGACGCUGAUCUUAUAUUCAGUAGUUCUUCUCGACUGUAUGUAAUGAAACCUAAGAUGACCCGGGGUACUAAUGUAAGAAAUAACACGUAAAAAAAAAAACUGCAUAGUUUCCUAGGAAUGCGAAGCGAGGCAGCCAUCUCUGUCGGCGCCGGAAGUCAGAGAGGCAACAAAUAGACCAAAGAUAACCCUGAAGGAGCUGCACAUCUCCACAGCGGAGAUUGGAGUAUCUGUCCAUGCAUACCUCUAUGAACGCGGCCUUACUUUUUUUUUGCCAUUUAUCAAUUUUCGAGUUAACGGAAUGAGUAGCAGCUACGUUUGGCUACAUACGGACCAGUAGUGGAAUUCCCGUGAGAGAGUAACGUGAUUGGAUGUUAAUUAUUUGACGAGGCUACCUGUAUUUGACUUUGUGUUGUUAUUUCGCUGAACACUCGAUGGUUGAAUUUUUAUUUUUGGCAGUGAAACUCGGCUACUUAGGCGAUUUAAAAAAUAAAUAAAUAAUCACCCAAAUAUAUAGCCCCAUUGGAAAAUCUACUGUCUGUUUAAAAAUGUGAAUCACAGUUUUAUUUGGCGUACCCACGACGGCAUUGCGCGCAACCCAAGCAAGAGCAUAUCGAUGGUAAAACCAUAAUUACACAACACAGAGGAUGUUAAAAUAAAUGUAUUUAAUAUUUUAUUCUAAAACAGCCACACUGUUGUAAUAGUGUGUGUGUGUAACUUCAGACACACUCUCUUCUGAGUAAAAUACCGUUUUUCAUCUGAGAAUGCUAACAUUCACGUUUGCAGUGACAGGUCUACCAAAACCAAAGUGUGGAUUGCAGUCACUCAUUUGAGAAGUUCCUAGACUGCUUACAGGGCAAUGGAACCAAUAUCUAAAUACACUUGCUGAACAUUUACAGUUAAAGGAUUAGUACCUUUUAAAAUCACAGUAAGAGUGCAGCCAAACAAAGCAAAGUUUGAAAAUAGUCCGUGAUUAAAAGACUGUAGCACAGGAAAUAUUUAAAGGUUAGGAUAUACAUGUACACUGCUCAAAAAAAUAAAGGGAACACUUAAACAACACAAUGUAACUCCAAGUCAAUCACACUUCUGUGAAAUCAAACUGUCCACUUAGGAAGCAACACUGAUUGACAAAUUUCACAUGCUGUUGUGCAAAUGGAAUAGACAUCAGGUGGAAAUUAUAGGCAAUUAGCAAGACACCCCCAAUAAAGGAGUGGUUCUGCAGGUGGGGACCAAAGACCACUUCUCAGUUCCUAUGCUUCCUGGCUGAUGAUUUGGUCACUUUUGAAUGCUGGCGGAGUUUUCCGUGGAGAACGGUCUGCUGCCUGCAACAUCCUCCAGCAUGACCGGUUUGGCAGUGGGUCAGUCAUGGUUUGGGGUGGCAUUUCUUUGUGGGGCCGCACAGCCCUCCACGUGCUCGCCAGAGGUAGCCUGACUGCCAUUAGGUACCGAGACGAGAUCCUCACACCCCUUGUGAGACCAUAUGCUGGUGCCGUUGACCCUGGGUUCCUCCUAAUGCUAGACCUCAUGUGGCUGGAGUGUGUCAGCAGUUCCUGCAAGAGGAAGGCAUUGAUGCUAUCGACUGGCCCGUCCGUUCCCCAGACAUGAAUCCAAUUGAGCACAUCUGGGACAUCGUGUCUCGCUCCAUCCACCAACGCCACGUUGCACCACAGACUGUCCAGGAGUUGGGGGAUGCUUUAGUCCAGGUCUGGGAGGAGAUCCCUCAGGAGACCAUCCGUCACCUCAUCAGGAGCAUGCCCAGGCGUUGUAGGGAGGUCAUACAGGCAUGUGGAGGCCACACACACUACUGAGCCUCAUUUUGACUUGUUUUAAGGACAUUACAUCAAAGUUGGAUCAGCCUGUACUGUGGUUUUCCACUUUAAUUUUGAGUGUGACUCCAAAUCCAGAACUCCAUGGAUUGAUAAAUUUGAUUUCCAUUGAUAAUUUUUGUGUGAUUUUGUUGUCAGCACAUUCAACUAUGUAAAGAAAAAAGUAUUUAAUAAGAAUAUUUAAUUCAUUCAGAUCUAGGAUGUGUUAUUUUAGUGUUCCCUUUAAUUUUUUGAGCAGUGUAUAAUUUCUACCUAAAAAUACCUCUACAUUUCAAUCACAGAUCAGUAGUAAUGAAGGAAUAAAAUCCACUAGAUAAAAACUGUACAGUCCGACCAGCGCUUGUGUGUAGGCUACAUCUCCCUGUUUUAUAAUUAGUUUGUGAGGUUGACAACUUUAGCUAAAUAUUUGCAAUACAACACUUCCUCACAUCUUUGCAAUAGUUCUUAAACAACAGUAUUUGUGAAAUGACUGUUAGAUAUAUUUCCUUAAACAUCCUUUGUGUGCUUAUUCUUUAACCAUUGAUAUGCUCAUGGUCAUUUUGAAACCUUCAUCGUCUACCAACGGCAUGUCCAAAUUAUUGUGAGAAAUUACCCUGGUCACUCAAAACAUUUUAUUAAUUAUUUCAAAAGUAUAAAUAGCUCUCACUUUAGAUUAGGGACUGCAAAAAUAUUUGAUUAGUACUAAUGAUUAGUAAAUGGUUUAAAUAUACAAAACCCAAUGACUCAUUAAUACAUAAUUUAAAAGUUAUUUAUACAUGUGAGAAUACUAAUAUUUAACAAAUGUGGGAGUAAUGAUUAAUAAAUGGUGAUAAAACUGUAAAGGCCUGUAAAUGCUUUAUUACUGAAUGUUAUAAAAACGUGUUUGUCUGAAGCCUGAUUCACACAAUCACACUGUUUACUGUUACAGUACGGUAUUUAGACUUGUAUUAUAGGUGGUCCUUGUGCCCAGGGUCUGGGGGCUACCGCUGAAGCUGUUUUUAAAAAAACUUUAUUUAACUAGGCAAGUCAGUUAAGAAAAAAAUUCUUAUUUUCAAUGACUGCCUACGAACAGUGGGUUAACUGCCUGUUCAGGGGCAGAACGACAGAUUUAUACCUUGUCAGCUCGGGGAUUUGACUUCGGUUACUAGUCCAACUAGUCUAACGCUCUAACCACUAGGCUACCCUGCCACCCCGUAGGGCUAACUUGAUUAAAUGGCUAAUCGUGAAUUAUUAAAAAAGAUUUGUCAUUUUUUUCUGAAAGGUUAUUUUAUAAGUGCUUUUGAGAUGAUUGAUUCAACUAAAUUAAAUGGAAAUUACAUUUAGUAUUUUUGUUUAAAUCAGAGAAAACAACACACCAGAAAAGGAAAACAACAUUAAGGUAUGAUUGGGUCAGAAUAUAGUAUGGUUGUUAUGAUGUCUGACAAAUAGUAUUUGUUCCCAUGAUGUAACUGAGACAGUCUCCCUCAACUUGAAGAAGUACUAUUCAUAAUUUAAUUCAGAUGGACAUUUCUAAACGUCUAUGGAGUGCUCAUAUAGAAUGGCACUAUUAAUUUUGACUGCAUUUGCUAUAGUGCAUACCCCAUACUGCUCUACAAAGGCAAAACACAGUAACUAUGUAAUUUAUUUUACUGCAAAAUCUGACUUCAAAGUCUUUUUCUGUCAAGACAGACACAAAAUUCUGAUACUGCAUUAUAUAUUCUGAUCAACUGGCUUGUUCUUGUGUCAGGAAACUAAAUACCACAUUAAUCAGAUAAUAUACCUGGCCAUUACAACAGAUCAAUUUCGUAGGGCUGCAAAAUGUCAACUUCAACUUCCCUACUGUCAACUUUCCUACACACUGGCCAGCUGACAUGUGGUCAUGUCUCCUGAGGUUGUGGAUUAUGGUCCAAACUGAGCACUAAUCACUCAACUGUUAGUCUGCACAGUUAUCCUAUUUCCCAUGUAAAAUAGCCUUUGAAUGACCAAAACAUCUCCCAUACUAUAUAUUCCCAUUUUUUUCCCCCAUAUAUUUUCCCACUAUAUUUUUCCAUUAUAAUUAUCAGUUGAGAAAAUGUACCUUUGCUCUCAUCUCUAACUACCAUUAAGACUGAAGGCUAGGUGGGCAGAGGAACAUCCCAUCCUGUUGUACAUUACAUCAUCAAUUAUUUGUUUAUCUAGCCAUUUGUUCAUUUGUGUGCUCAAGUGUGUGUUUGCAUGCAGAGAGACUCCAGGGAGGGGAGUUUCUGUCAUUAACUCGGGGAUAAAUAGAGAGGCAGAGCUCAGAGUUUGUCAGAAGGCUGAACUGACACGGUCACACACAGGACCAAGCAGGAGCAGCAGGACCUCUGCAUUUUGACCCUUUAUUACAAAUGGAGAAACAUGAUGAUAUUCAAUACUGUUUUCAAGGCAGAAACUCUUCUUGCAGAAAGGCUUUGCUAUCAUCAUCUAUCUACAUAACACUGUACAUCUUCUUCUCAUUGAUUUCAGCCAUUACAGUAUUUUUGAACCUACUGGUGAUCAUCUCCAUCUCUCACUUCAAGCAGCUCCACACUCAAACCAACCUGCUCCUCCUCUCUCUGGCUGUGUCAGAUCUCCUGGUGGGACUGAUUGUGAUACCAGUAACGACUGUAGCAUUAAUGGAAUCAUGCUGGGAUUUUGGGAAAUAUUUCUGUGUGUUUCAGAUCUACAUUACUUUCUUAUGUAGUUCUUUAUCUCUGGGCAAUUUGGUCUUGAUAUCUAUUGACCGCUAUGUUGCUGUGUGUGAUCCCUUAUUGUACCACUCUAAAGUAACAAUAACAAGAAUGAUGUGUUGUAUAUUCAUUACCUGGUGUUGUUGUAUCAUAUACCGGGCUGCUAUUGUAAACAACUUUGUAAAUGUACUGGUACCCAGUAGGUGUUUGAAAGAAUGUUUUAUUGUUGAAGGAAUAACCUGGGGAAAUAUAAUUGACCUUUUAUUUACAAUGGUUGUCCCUUGCUCUAUUAUUAUAACACUUUAUAUGAAAAUCUUUGUGGUGGCCAGAUCACAGGCCAGAAAGGUAUUUUCAAAAGAGGCUGCCAGUGUGUCUGGUGUUCAAACUGUACAAGCAAAUAAGUCUGAGAGAAAAGCAGCAAAAACUCUAGCUAUUGUUGUUUUCAACUAUUUCAUUUGUUGGAUUCCAUUUUUAUUUUCUUUCUUUUUGUAUUUUUUAAUUGACAGUUUAUUUUCAGUUAUGCUCAUUGGCUUUCUACCACUUGUUAACUCUUUUAUCAAUCCAAUAAUUUAUGCUUUCUUUUAUCCAUGGUUCAAACUGACAGCUAAACGUAUUUUAACUCUGAACUUUUAAAUUGUAUUUUUUAUUUUUUUUUAUUCUUUAUUUAACUAGUCGUUUAAGAACAAAUUCUUAUUUACAAUGUCGGCCUAACUUAACUUAAGGCAUAAAUAGUUUUUAUUCCUACGUUUGACAAACGUGUUUUAUAUAGUUUUGUAAUACAAUUGUUGCAAUUGCUUCUUUCAUGUAACAAUACACUGACAUUACUUAUCUCAGUAUUGUCAUCAUACGCGUGUGGUGGUGAUACAGCAUUAUUUGUCUGGAUUGGUUUGGAAUGACUUGGAGAAGGUAUAAUAAAGCAUGAGCUUGUUUUAUAAAAUA